AUGGCACAAACGGAGCGCGAGGAAGAGCGACAGCCGCUCAUCAACGAUAAUCCCCUGCUGCAAUCCUACUACUACUCCCUGGAAUCGCGCAUAGGAUACAGACUUGUACUGGGAGGCACUCGCCACUUCGGCUACUGGGACCAUGACACCUACUGGCCGCUCCCCAUGUCCAGAGCCUUGCGCGCGAUGGAAGACAAGCUCGCCGAGGUGCUCGCCCUCCCGGCUGGCGCUGAGGUCCUUGACGCUGGCUGCGGAGUGAGCCAUGUUGCCCUGCAUCUGGCGAAAAAACAUGAGCUCCGAAUAACAGGUAUCGACGUGAUUGACCAUCAUAUCGUCAAAUCGCGUAGGAAUAUCGCAGGCUCGGGCUUACCGGAGGGACGAGUCACUGUGCGGAAGAUGGAUUACCAUCAUCUAGAAUCGUUCGCGGAUCAAUCUUUCGAUGGUGUCUACACUAUGGAGACUUUUGUCCACGCGACAGACCCAGAAGCGGUGUUGGCGGAGUUUUACCGCCUGCUCCGGCCAGGUGGAAGAAUUGCGCUUUUCGAAUACGACCAUAACCGGCUCGCAGAUGAGCCAAGUGAAAUGGCCCAGUCGAUGCAACAGAUCAACCACUACGCAGCUAUGCCCACGAACCAGGUCUCCGACGUCGGUGUCUUUCAGCGGUUUCUAGAGGAGGCAGGAUUUCAGGACGUGGUUGUUCGAGACUUCUCUGACAACAUUCGCCCGAUGACGAGAUUCUUCUUCCUCCUCGCCAUUAUUCCCUACUACAUAAUCGAGUUAUUCCAUCUAGAACGCUUCUUCAUUAAUACUGUAGCUGGUGUCAACACUUAUCUAGGACGUGGGCGGUGGCGUUACGUUGCCAUUACAGCCACCAAGCCUGGAAACACAAUUGAGGCUCCCAAGAGGAAGUAG
This is a messenger RNA of Neoarthrinium moseri, 912 nucleotides long. RefSeq lists its product as uncharacterized. Gene Ontology annotation, biological process: ergosterol biosynthetic process. The transcript has a single exon. The record is from RefSeq and is a predicted model, not a curated record. Gene Ontology annotation, molecular function: sterol 24-C-methyltransferase activity. The coding region runs from base 1 to 912 and encodes 303 amino acids. NCBI's taxonomy places the organism in Eukaryota, Fungi, Ascomycota, Sordariomycetes, Amphisphaeriales, Apiosporaceae. Gene Ontology annotation, cellular component: endoplasmic reticulum.